CUGAACAUGCAAUAUUUCUGUUUCGAUGGUCGAACGUUUUACAACAAUUUUAUAUUUUUACAUCGUUUUGAGAAGUGUGAUUUUACCGAAAGAAUAUUGCUUUUUCUUUGACCAUACUUAUGCGCAUGUAUAUAUGUUAAGGAUAUUUCUGUGAGGGAAAUGCGCAUGAGUUAUUUAUCAGCACGGAAUACGAAUAAUCCAUACUGGAAACACUAUAUCAAUGGUGCAUGUAUAAAUAAUACAUCGUAGACUCAUUUUACAUGUAGUGCGUUCAUUUGCACACGUUCGUUUCAUCCAUCAAGCUCUAUCAAUUAAUGUGUUCUAUCGAUUUCAAAAUAUUGGAUUCUGAUUAAUAGUAUAAGCUACAAUAUAUUCAACCUACACAAAUAUUACGUGGAGACGUUUAUACAUUGUUUAGGUUUUGUUUUAAUCAGCGAAGCAUGAACUAGCCUCAAUCAUACGCUAUAUAUGUGAACCAUGGUCAUAUUUUCUUAACAGUGUUUAUGUUGAACAGAAUACGUUUUUUUAUCAAUUUACUUUAGAUUUCUAUCUUAAGACAAAAUAUUUCACUUUUGCAUCAGCACUCCGGCAGUAAACAGUGAUUGGAAUAGUUGUGAAACUAGGCAGAACAAUUUUGAAAAUAUUCACUUUCACAAAUUAAGUACCAUAAACUAUUUGGAUAAAGUUACCAAAAUGGAGUGUUGUGUUUUUCUCAAAUCUUUACGCCAGGAUGGCGUCGCUUUUGCGGAAAAUCACAACAAAAGACAAGAAGAGAGGACAGAAUAAGAAGAGAUCAUCUUGGUUAAACUGUUCCUGCGUCGCUUCGCCCGACACUGAUGAUAUAAAAGAGGAAUCUAGGCCGUUAGAUAAGAAAAAAAUCAAGGAAGAUCAGCUAGAGGAUAACGCAAAAGACAUGGGUGCAGCCGAAUCUAAAAGGACCUUUAGUGAUGAGGUCCUUAAUAUGCCUGUGAAGUUUGGGGAAGAGCCGCAGAGAAAAAGUAGUAAAAAAGUGAAAAAUGGUAAAGAAGGAAGUGUAAAAGUUUCAAAUGACAUUGAAAAAAGUCAUGUUGACAACGUAAACGCAGAAGUGCAUGAUAAUAGAGACUAUGGUGAUAAAGAUGUUGAUGAAACAGAAGAAAUAAAAAGUCCAAAGAAAGACGAAAGCGGUGUGAAUAAUGAUAAAAAAGAUGAUUCCAAGACAGAUAGUGAUUCUUCUUCAUACGAAUCAUGCAGUGACAAAGAAAACGAAGACAUUAAGAAAGGAAAGGCAUGGAAGAAGUCACGUGAAAAGGCUGAGUCCAAGGUGAAAGCAAAUGAUGAAACUGAAAAAGAUCGAAAGAAUACUGACAGUACUGAUGGUAUUGAGGUCACCGUCGUUGACAGAUCAGACGGAUUUGAACAAACCGGUGUUUGCAAUUCCGAUAUUGACAGCGAUAGAGGUGAGGAUGAUCAUGACAAUGAUACACCUUCCGAUGAAAAUGGUGACACAUCUGCCGCUCAAAAUAACGACACACCUGACGACGAUUCAAACAUUGAGAAAGCAAAAUCGACAAAAAGUAGAAAUCCACUGCAGAAGAUGCAGAGUAGAAUCAUGGACGCAAUAUCUUUCCAGCAUUUCGAUUCUAUCACACCUGAAGUGGUAAUAGACAUCAUGAAGACAAACCCUACCCUGAAGUUCCUAGCGUCGUUGAACUCGCGUCUAAAAAAGAAUGACAAAGACUGGAAUAGAGAGUUCCUGGAUAGGGAAGGCGGAGACACGCUUCUAGAUCUCGUGGAAACUUUAGGGGUCCGCCGCGUGGUGGUGCUAGCGGAUGCCAUGUUAUUGCUUGAGUGCGUCAGCUGUGUAAAGACGCUUAUGAACUCUAAGAUGGGCCUCGCAUACCUGGUGGAACAUGGUGACUCUCUGACUAGGCUUGUACGAGCCCUGGACACAAAUAACGUGAUGGUGAAGAAACAGGUGUUUGAGCUUCUGUCGGCACUGUGUGUCUACUCCGCCGACGGCUACAAGCUUACCCUUUCAGCCCUCGACAGUUUUAAGGUUGCCAAGAAGCACCGGUACAAGUUCAGCGUGAUCGUGCACGAGAUACGGACAGCUGAGAUCGUGCCGUACAAGACAGCCCUCAUUGCCUUCAUCAACUGUAUUCUGGUCGCAACUGAGGACCUGGAGGAAAGGACUCGUCUUCGCAAUCAGUUCAUUGGUCUAAACCUCCUGGACAUUAUCGACGAGCUACGUAACGAAGAUGACGAAGACCUUGUGAUCCAGUGUAACGUAUUUGAUGACGAGAAACAGGAAGAUGACGAAGCGUUGAAUGCCCUUAACCCCGCAGGCGUUGACGUCAACGACCAUAACGCCAUCUUUAACGCACUUUAUGAGAAGGUGUACAACACUCCACAUUCAGACGAACUUCUCAACAUCCUUCAGACUUUGCUCCGCAUAGACACAGAAGCGGGGGAUGGAGAUGUACGGUGGGAUUGUGCAGAGACGGCUGUCCGCCAGGCAAUCUACAUGCCACUCCCAAAGGCUCAAGCCUCUUCCACUCUUAUGGUGGCCAAGUCAUCAAAGCAGCUCUUCUGUGAUCAUUGCGGCUUCUUCAAUAAACAAUGUCAGGACUUCAGUGCUCAAACAAACCUUGCACCCAUUCAAAGCUCUUCCUCUGCUGUGAUUAAUGUUGACACAAAAUCUUCUUUCGCAAAUGCCAUAUCGGAACUGAAUUCGAAAAACUUUUCUCAGCAAAUAGCUCAAACAGCUGCGAAUGCCAGUAACUCGGCAUCUGCUGAGCCUUCUUUAGUUGUUCCGGUUCCGCCACCCCCACCUCCUAUGCCCGGAGCGGGCGUUCCUUCUCCUCCACCACCACCACCACCACCACCAGGAGCUGGGAUCCCACCACCACCACCGCCGCCGCCUUUUCCGGGAGGCGCCCCUGCUCCACCUCCACCUCCGCCUCCCCCAGGACUCCCGGGGUUCCCACAACCUCCUCCACCACCACCGCUGCCACCGGGAAGUGGUAUACCGCCACCGCCGCCACCACCACCAGGAACCGGAGGUGCUAUUCCUUCUCCACCGCUCCCACCAGGUGGCCUUCAAAGGGCGUCAACGUUUCCAUUAAGAUCUCAACCUGAAUAUUUGCCACAUAUAAGCACGCCUACACCAAAACAUAAGAUGAAAACAUUCAACUGGUCGAAAAUUCCUCCGAAUUCCGUUACAGUUGAAGGUAACGUGUGGAAGGAAGUGAUCUCUAUGGACGACCAGAUUCCCGUCAACUACGACACAAUCGAGCAGCUCUUCUGUCUCAAAACCAUCGAGCACGAGGCUAAAGGACCCGUCAAACAGCAUGUGCCCUCAAAGGUUUUGUUACUGGACAACAAGAAGAGCAUGAGCGUAAACAUCUUCCUGAAACAGUUCAAGGAGGGCAACAAGGAGAUCGUCGCCAUGAUCCGCCAGGGGGACGUCACCAAGAUCGGCAACGAGCGAAUACGAGGUCUUCAGAAGAUUUUGCCCGAUACUGAAGACAUGAAGCCAAUUUUAGACUACACCGGUGAAAAGGAAAUGCUAGGCGGGGCGGAACAGUUUUAUCUCGAACUUCAUAACCUAGAUGGUUACAAACAGCGCAUUGAUGCUAUGGUUUUGCGGCUUGAUUUCGGAGCUUUUUUGGAUAAAGUGAAGCCACUCAUAAAGACGUACAUUAAGACGUGUGAUGCUUUGAUGGAAAACGACUCAUUGAAAGUCUUCCUGAGAUUUGUUCUCCACACAGGAAACUUCAUAAAUGCGGGGAAGUAUAGCGGGAACGCGGUGGGCUUCAAGAUCAGUUCCCUGAUCAAACUAGCGGAUACACGGGCGAAUAAACCCCGGGUCACGCUGCUCCAUUAUCUGGUGAACGAGGCGGAGAAGGAACACAGCAACGCCAUCGCUUUUGUUGACGAGUUGUUUCCCGAUCUCAGUUACAUUAACAGAUACACACUCGACAACCUAAUGGCAGAGGUUGCCGAGAUCACCGCAGACGUAACAAAACUUGACAAAAUGAUGGGAAAUGCAUCAGAGGACAUACACAAGCAAUUCAUGGAGUUCAUCAAGAACGUAAAGAAAGAGCUUGCCGAAAUCAAAGAAAGCUUGGCAGAGAUAACACAGCUUUCCAAAAACCUAGCAGGUCAUUUUUGCGAGAGUGAAUCCAGCUUCAAACUCGAGGAAUUUAUCAGCAUCAUGACGGUGUUCUGUGAGAAAGUCCGCCAAUGCCAGAAGGAAAACGAACAGAAGCGGUUACAGGAAGAAAAGAUGGAGAGGAGACGGAAGGCUCAGGCAGAAAUAAAACACAAACCAAAAGAACCUAGAAAAAUGCCCAGCCAAGAAGACGACGGAUGUAUCAUUGACAAGUUGCUGUUGGAAAUUAAAAAGGGUUACAGCCUGAGAAAGUCGCCAAAGAAAGUGAACGAAUCAAAAUGCUAAAAAAAGUUUUUGCCAUGACUUUGUUUUGUUUAUAUUGUUCUGAAUAUUAUGUUUUUUAUGAGAUAAUUGAACGUGUUGAAACGUUUUUCCUCUGUAUAGAGAAAUAUAAUCAAACAAUGCUCCAAUUGACUGUGACUUAGAAGAGAAAAAACAUUUAAUAAUGCAAUAUAUGAAGCUACUUGAAAUCUGCACAAUGCUCGUAUUGCAUUAUUGCUAAUUGUGAUAUCAUCUUGAGCUACUGGAACAACAACUGAUAUACAUGUAUGUUUUAAGUGAUUGUAUAUUCUGUGAUGAAUCAAAAUAGUAUGUUAAUCAUUUUCUAUAACGUUAGCCCUCGAACUGGCUUAAUAUAGAUGUUGCAAGUAAACUUCACACCUAACAUGUGUACAUAUCAGUGUGAACUCAGUGUGUAUACUGGUUGAGAAGCAGUUUCCGACGGAAAGCAGUUUCCGACAAAUCGCUUUUUCGCGUACCUUCCUUAGAUCUUCAUAAAGAAGGUACUGCAAUUCAACUAUAUGGUAACUAGGCAAUCUAAAGUUGAAAUUCUUACCGAGACACGUAAGAAACUUUUAUAAUUAUGAAAUGUUUAAUGUUUAUUUUUCAUUUUGUACACAAACUUGCACGUGGGGGAUAUGCACGCGCAGCGUAUUGCGCAUGCGUGUGAACCUAAUUUGCAUAUCUAUGAAUAGCUACAAGGUUUUCCUUAAUUAACUUAUACAAACGAUGAUCAUUGUGUACAUAUUUGUGAACACUGGUGUCAUGCUUGUUUCGCAUCCACAUUCACUUAAAUGUAAACAAACACAAGUUUCGAUCAGAAAUGAAUAAAAAAAUCAUUGAUAUUCAGUCUCUGCCUGAUUUUCGAGUAUGAAUUGAAUGUCGUAAAUUUUAAGGUUUAAAUUUAUCGUAAAUGCUGAAAAAUUAAAUAACAUUUCUCUUAUUACAGUCUUAUAUUUACUUUAUUAAAUAAACGGAUAAUAAAAACACACAACAGGCACCUUAAAUAUGCCCCGCAUUCAAAUUGUCGAAAACUGCUUCUCAUCAUAAGCUAAUCAGAACAGUGUAAGUACCCUCUUUGCGCCCCUAUUAGAUACACUUUAUGUGACGUCACACAUGUAAGAAAUAUAUCGGCAAUAGCAGCUUGAGCUGUAGUUAUAUAAAAUGUGAACAGUUUUAGUAAAUAUUUAAACACGUUUAAAUAAUUCAAUAAAAACGUUUAAAAACUGUCGGAAACUGCUUCUCAACCAGUAACAUUCAUGUACUAUAUAUUGUGUGGGUUUUUUGGAAUGUAUCAUGUACUUUUAUAACUGGCAAUGUUUUGGUGUGUUUUCCAUUAUUGUUAUCAUAAAGAUAAGUUUAUAAGAUGUUUAAAAGAAGGUUGUAUCAUAUGAACAAUUACUAUUUACAUGAAUUUGUUUGUUGAUUGUGUUUUCUAUGUUAAAUAUUUUAAUAAACAAAAACUUAAUCAUUUGGCAUGUAUCAGUCUGGAUCGCUUGGCUUGAAUAAAUUAAUGACGAGCUUUA
Messenger RNA from Mya arenaria, 5961 nucleotides. RefSeq names its product inverted formin-2-like. Gene Ontology annotation, biological process: actin cytoskeleton organization. NCBI's taxonomy places the organism in Eukaryota, Metazoa, Mollusca, Bivalvia, Myida, Myidae. Gene Ontology annotation, molecular function: actin binding; small GTPase binding. The coding region runs from base 731 to 4441 and encodes 1236 amino acids. The record is from RefSeq and is a predicted model, not a curated record. The transcript has 15 exons.